Messenger RNA from Saxophila tyrrhenica, 1584 nucleotides. RefSeq lists its product as uncharacterized. The coding region runs from base 1 to 1584 and encodes 527 amino acids. The transcript has 4 exons. The record is from RefSeq and is a predicted model, not a curated record. Gene Ontology annotation, biological process: carbohydrate transport; transmembrane transport. Lineage: Eukaryota; Fungi; Ascomycota; Dothideomycetes; Mycosphaerellales; Extremaceae. Gene Ontology annotation, molecular function: carbohydrate:proton symporter activity. Gene Ontology annotation, cellular component: membrane.
AUGCCAGGCAGUAUGAUCGACGAGAAAGACGAUCAGUGGGAGGUCGAGGAGCGGGAAGGCUCUUUGACGACGGCCAACAGUCAAGAGCGUCUGCCUUUGUGGAAGGCGAUCAAAAAGUACUGGAUUAUAACCGGGUGGACCUUCGGCCUGACGCUCGGGAUCCUGCUCUGGGGCUACGAUCUUGUGAUUGUCGGAGUGGUGGCAUCUCUUCCAGCGUUCCAGGAGAAGUUCGGCGAAGCGUACGAAGACCGCUUCAUCAUCCCAGCAGCAUGGCUCUCAGCAUGGGCCGUAUCGACCAACAUCGGACUAAUGGCUGGCGCCGUGCUGACCGGGCAGGUCCAAGAUCGAAUCGGCCGAAAAUGGACGUUGAACAUUAUGAGUGUGAUCUGCUCCGUCUCGGUCGCAAUAUGCUACGUCUCCGAUCUUCCAACCACGCCGGACGGCAGGCGAGGCGUUUACUUUGUCGCGAAGACAGUGCAGGGCUUUUCGAUUGGUGGCAUCAUGACCACAAUCCAGACCUGGCUAUCAGAGGUUCUGCCGACGGAUCUGCGAGGGCCGUUCAUGGCUGUGUUUCCAAUCUUCAAACUGCUUGGGCAGCUUGUUGGUGCCGUGGUCUCACUGGUAGUUGUCGACUACCCCGGAUCAUCAUCCUAUCGAGUUUGCUUCGCAACGCAAUGGCCCUUCUCUGCGCUCCUGACCAUUCUGACCAUCUUCCUGCCAGAAAGUCCUGCCUGGCUACUCCGCAAGGGCAAGGAUGAUGCCGCAAAGAGUGGAAUGAAUCGUCUUAGAGGACGUAAAGGCAACAACGCCGAGCUUGCGUACAAUCAACUCCGUGAGACCGUGGAGGCGGAGAAGGAAGGCGACCACAUCUCAAAGGAGUCCUACCUCGCCUGCUUCAAGCAGCCUCACUUACGACGGACAUUCAUCGUCGCUUUUGCCGAGGUCAUUCCAUUGUUCUUCGGCCUCCAGCUUCUGGGAAGCGCUUCUUACUUCCUCCAGCAGAUCGGCAUGGAUUCGGAAACCAGCCUGCUGCUGCAGGUCAUAGGAAUUGCUAUCGGCGUGAUUGCGUCCUGCGUCACCUUCUACACUUCCUCGAAGUUUGGUCGGCGAGUUCUUAUCCUGACAGGCCUGGCCGGUAUCUCGGUGAUGUGGUUCGGCAUCGGACUGUCCGGCAUCUGGCAGAACGAGGGCGCCAUGUGGUUCACCGCAAUUGGCAUGCUGCUAGUACUCUUCCUUGCCGGCUCCGGUCCUUGGCCAGCAUCGUAUGCAGUCGCGAGCGAGGCAUCCGCAAUCUGUCUCCGUGCCAAAACGCAAGGUAUCGGUUGGUUCACGUACGGUCUCGGUACCUUGGUAUUCGGCGUCGUGAUGCCCUACCUGUACAACCCAGAUGCCGCAAACCUGGGCUCGUACACGGCCUUCGUUUACUUCGCCAUUGCUGCGAUCGGCGUGACGAUCACCUUCUUCUGUGUUCCCGAGAUGAAAGGCCGGACGGCGAAGCAGAUUGAUGCGAUGUUUGAAGCUCGACUUCCAACAAGGAAGUUUCGGUCCUGGGAAGAGAAUGAAGGAGUGGGCCCGCAGCAAUGA